Messenger RNA from Rubroshorea leprosula, 650 nucleotides. NCBI's taxonomy places the organism in Eukaryota, Viridiplantae, Streptophyta, Magnoliopsida, Malvales, Dipterocarpaceae. The record is from the annotation of a GenBank genome assembly.
GACCUCAAAUUCAAAGCUAAAUAAGGCCUAAGGAGGCCAUAGAUCAUCGCUACGGGCAAGAAACGAUGGCUGGUGCUCAUGGCUUCCGAUGUUGCCUAACAAUCAUCUGUUAUGUGCUGUUGCUGUCUUCAGGAAAACUUAAUCCAGUCUCGGGUUUUUCCUGGAAAAACUUUUUGAAACACUUUUUUUACCUUGAAAAGGUGACUGUCAUCAUAACGAACAAUUUCCUCUCCCAUCAGGACCUCAUCCUACACUGCAAAUCUUGGCAUGAUGAUCUGGGUAGACACCGCCUUUACUACAAGGAAAGUUUCACGUUUAGGUUCGUCCCUGACAUCUUUCAGAAGACAAGGUUCUACUGUGAAGUGGAGCUGGAGGUUAGGCAUGGUGAACUCUUUUCUCAAACCUAUGACUUAUAUUAUGCACUGAGGGAUGUGCCACGCUGUGGCACCAAGUGUGAAUGGUUGCUCAAUGAAUUUGGCUUGAAUUCUUACAUUCCAGCUGAGAAAAGAUGGAAGACGAUGUACCACUGGUAUAGUACUGAGGAAGUAAUUUCCGGUUAGCAAACAGAAAUUUCUGUCGCCCAAAACAAUAUUCAACUUUGGUUCUUUCUAAAGAUGAUCAACACUAAUCAAUAAAACAACUCGUGAUGC